AUGUCGACCUUCGCUCCCCCUGAGGCUCACCAGCAGUUCCAGCACAUUCUCCGUCUCCUUAACACCAACGUUAAGGGCGGUGGCAAGAUCAUGUUCGCCCUCACCGAGAUCAAGGGUGUCGGCAGGCGUUACGCUAACCUCGUGUGCAAGAAGGCCGACAUCGACCUCAACAAGCGCGCCGGUGAGCUCAACUCGGACGAGCUUGAGCGCAUUGUCACCAUCAUGCAGAACCCCGCCCAGUUCAAGAUCCCCACCUGGUUCCUUAACCGUCAGCGUGACCUCAACGACGGCAAGAACUCGCACAUUGUCUCGAACCAGAUCGACCAGAAGAUGCGUGACGACCUUGAGCGCCUCAAGAAGAUCCGCACUCACCGUGGUCUCCGUCACCACUGGGGUCUCCGUGUCCGUGGUCAGCACACCAAGACCACCGGUCGUCGUGUCGGUGCCCGCAACAUCUCCGGCGGCAAGAAGUAA
Apiotrichum porosum is the source of this 474-nucleotide messenger RNA. RefSeq names its product ribosomal 40S subunit protein S18B (gene RPS18). Gene Ontology annotation, molecular function: RNA binding; structural constituent of ribosome. The transcript is spliced from 5 exons. The record is from RefSeq and is a predicted model, not a curated record. The coding region runs from base 1 to 474 and encodes 157 amino acids. Gene Ontology annotation, cellular component: cytosol; ribosome; small ribosomal subunit. Gene Ontology annotation, biological process: translation. Lineage: Eukaryota; Fungi; Basidiomycota; Tremellomycetes; Trichosporonales; Trichosporonaceae.